CUUCGUCCCCCGCUUCUUCCCUCCAUUGCCUCGUUUCAAACCCUAGGGCACAACCUCCACCCGAAACCCUAACCCUAGCUCCCCAAUCCGCCCGUUUUGGGUUCCCCACCGCCCAGGAAACCCCCCUCCACGGCCUCCUUCUCCUCCUCCGCUUCCGUCCGCACCUCGCGCCGCCCGCGGCCGUGUCCUCGGCCACCCUGCUCGCCACGGGGUGGGUCGUAGGGAGUGGGGGGAGGGGUGGGGGUGUUCGUUCCGCGCGGGCGCUCUCCCGGCUAGGGUCCGCGCCCCCUGCGGGAAGAGAGGACCCGCCAUUUGGGCCCCUCUGAUGAAGUGGCGGCCAUGAGUAGGCUCUCGUUCAGGCCGCGCCCGCUUGACAUUCACAAGAAGCUCCCCAUCGUCAAGUCCGCGCGGGAGCUUGAGGACGACGAGCCCACAUUAGUGGUUCGGGCUGUCCCGCCCGUGCUGCGGCACUCUCAGCCAGAGCCUGCGGCUGAGGGCGAGGCACAUCCAACAUCCAACAAGAAGAAUGUGCAAGAAAUACCUACACCACAGUAUGAUGAUGUUGAUACCUAUGAAAGGGACUAUACUCGCACCUUUGCACAACCGACAUCUUAUAUUCGUGCUCGAGGAGCCAGGGCUGAGAUUGGUGAGUUUGUUGAGUAUGAUUUGGACAAUGAAGAUGAAGAUUGGCUUGAAGAAUAUAACAAUGAGCGAAAAAAUCUGAACCCUGAAAGGCUGGAAGUCCUCCUAUUCAAACUGGAAACAUUGGACCACAAAGCUCGAGAAAGGGCAGGCAUCAUAACCCCCACCUUUAUAGGACCAAUACCAGUUAUUCUGCAGCUUGAUUCUGCUAUGGAGGCUUUGCAGUACUUGUCUAUUCGUUAUACUGUGUUCCAUGCUGUAUAUACCUACUGGAAAUCAAAGAGAGAGCGGUGGCAAAAGCCUAUUUUGCGGCGUUUGCAGCCACCUCCACCAGUUAACGACACAAAUCCAUACAAUGUGUUCAGACCAAGGGAGAAGGCUUAUCGUCUUCACACAAGAAGGAUGCAAAGAAGAGAAAAUAGUGUCCAAUCAUUCGAUAAACUCCGUGUGGUCCGGCGCAAUCUAGAGCAGGCUAAGGCACUAAUGGGUGCAUUGAUUAAGAGGGAAGAGAGAAAACGUGAGACUAUGGAGUGUGAGGUUCACCUUCGACGUAUCCAGAUGAGAUACAAGCAUGAAGCGCAUUUUAUUGAUGAUGGGAUCGCUCUAUCAGGCCUCCAGCAAGUUGGGUCAAGUGAAGAUGAUUAUGCAGAUUCAGAUGAUACUGCCAAUGAGCAACCAUAUGUACGACCAGUUGCUUUUCAUCCUCGAUUCCCUGAUAAUAAGCUAUCAGCUGUUCCACCACUGCGUUUGAAGCGGGAUCGUGAACUAAAAAGAACCCACCAGAAUGGUUGGUUGUUCAAAAGGGUUCCUGAAAUGCGGGAUUCUGAUGAGCCAGUAAUGCUAUUUACAAGACCGGUUGACCCUGAUAAGUUGAAGAUGGCUGGUAUCAGGCCACCACUAGAUCCACCUAUUGAUAGUGGUAUGACUGCUCCACCAUUACGGUGCCAAGGUAGGAUUGGACGGGGAGGUCGCAUCAUCUUUGAUCGCUGGAAUCCUUUCCUUCAAGUUCCGGUUGGCCAGGAGGCCAAUCAUAGACCCUCUUUGCCAGAAGGAUGAAUCGAAGGCUUUUGCGGUCACACAUAUCUCUGUUCAGCUGGUGAGAGAUUAACAAGUCGAACAGCUGUUUCUCCAUGAACCAGCUGGCCCUCAGGGCUCCAAGCUCUCCUUUUGAUGUGGCAGGGAAUUCUAAGAUUAUUUAUCUGAUGAAAGAGAGACAGCCAUGCUCUCCUGGGUUUGUUGCUGCUUCAGGCAAUACUAUUCAAGGAUGGGAAUGGAGUUCAUGGAUUCACUAUCCUGGUGCUAACAUAUUUCAUCAAACUUUGUGGGGUUCCUCAUCUCUUUGCAGCUAUUGUACAAUUGUGGCACUGUACAUGGGAUAAAGGGUAAGAAAUCCAUUUACCCAGUUUUUGUCUGACCUCUUGCUUGUAGAGGCAGUAUCAAAUGCAAUGAUUUUGACUACUAUUUAUUGGGAAUGGAAAAAAGCAAUCCUUCUCAUUGAUA
This is a messenger RNA of Oryza brachyantha (malo sina), 2142 nucleotides long. RefSeq names its product enhancer of polycomb-like protein 1. The coding region runs from base 340 to 1698 and encodes 452 amino acids. The record is from RefSeq and is a predicted model, not a curated record. The transcript is spliced from 12 exons. Gene Ontology annotation, cellular component: piccolo histone acetyltransferase complex. NCBI's taxonomy places the organism in Eukaryota, Viridiplantae, Streptophyta, Magnoliopsida, Poales, Poaceae. Gene Ontology annotation, biological process: regulation of transcription by RNA polymerase II.